Molecule: messenger RNA, 765 nt
Organism: Aspergillus costaricaensis CBS 115574
Lineage: Eukaryota; Fungi; Ascomycota; Eurotiomycetes; Eurotiales; Aspergillaceae
Product: GTP cyclohydrolase II
Exons: 1
Biological process (GO): riboflavin biosynthetic process
Molecular function (GO): GTP cyclohydrolase II activity
Source: RefSeq, a predicted model, not a curated record
UCUCUUCCAAAAGUCAAUUGUAUCGUGCAAGCACGCAUACCAACCAGUUUUGGCGCAGAGCUGCGGCUGCACGUUUACAAGAAUAAUGUUGACGACAAGUCACACCUGGCAUAUGUAUUCGGAGACCACAUUCAGAGCCGAAGCUUGAAUCGAGCGAACAAAGACGAGACACAACUGGACCGAAUGAUUCGAGGAGCAUAUAAAGGACGAUUAUGGCCCGGGCAGACCACCACAGGUGAUUCGCGGUUGAGCCAUGAAGACACACCUUCUUCGAAGAUGAAUCCAACAUUAGUUCGCGUUCAUUCGGAAUGCUAUACCGGCGAGACUACCUGGUCGGCCAGAUGUGACUGUGGAAAUCAACUAGAGGCAGCAGCACGUAUGAUGGCCACAUCAAAGAGUGGGGUGAUUGUGUAUCUCCGGCAGGAGGGUCGUAACAUUGGGCUCGCAGAUAAGCUCAGGGCAUACAAUCUUCAGGAUAUGGGCCUUGAUACGGUCGACGCAAAUCUUGCCCUUGGGCGUCCAGCAGAUGCUCGGUCGUAUGGGAUAGCGACCGCCAUUCUGAUGGAUCUUGGUCUGGGGAAUGAUUCAGGCAGUUCUGGCAUCCGCUUGUUGACGAAUAAUCCGGAUAAGCUCGGGGAAAUUGAAGGUCCUCAUGGGGAGCUCACAGUGAAAGAGAGGGUACCGAUAAUUCCAUUGCCGGCAGAUUCAUCGAGAGGCUGGGAGUCCAACAGCAUUGAGCUUCAUAACUAUUUACAAACCAAGGUA